AUGAAAUAUACUACUAGUUCUAAUGGUUUAAAUCCAAAUUUUGUAACUGGUUUUUGUGACGGAGAGUCUUGCUUUUCUCUGACCAUUAGUAAAAAUCCUAAGCAUACUUUAGGUAAUGUAACGCUAAAUAAAGAUUCAGCUACAUACCAAGUUAUAAAACUAAGUGACUUAGCUUGUGUAAUAGAACAUUUUAACAACUAUCCGCUAAAGACUCAAAAGUAUGCGGAUUUUUUAUUAUUUAAACAAGCAUUUGAGAUUGUAAAGAGUAAAGAGCAUCUUACUGAGGAUGGUCUCAAAAAGCUUAUUAGUGUUAGAGCUUCCCUUAAUAAAGGUCUACCUGAAAGAUUAAAGGUAGCUUUCCCUUAUAUUACUCCUGUGCCCAGACCUACUACACCCAAAACUACUUUGGACAAGUCUAAGACACAUAAAUUAGGUAUAAACGUUGGUUUACAAUUCAUUAUAGUUCAAAAUAUACGUGAUGCCUAUUUAAUUGAAAGCUUUGUACAAUUUUUUGGUGGUGGUUCUUUCUCUGUUGCAGAAAAGUCUAGCAUGGCUAGAUUUACUGUGUCAAACUUUUCUGAGAUUGUAGAUAAUAUUAUACCUCUAUUUGAGGAAUACCCCAUACAAGGUGCAAAAGCUAAAGAUUUUGAGGACUUUAAACAAGCAUCUGCCCUUAUUAAAUCUAAAGCUCAUCUAAAUAAAGAGGGUUUAGAUAAAAUUCAGUUAAUUAGAUCAAGAAUGAAUUUUAAAAGGGAAUUGCAGUAA
This is a messenger RNA of Bipolaris oryzae ATCC 44560, 765 nucleotides long. RefSeq lists its product as uncharacterized. The transcript is spliced from 3 exons. Gene Ontology annotation, molecular function: endonuclease activity. Bases 1 to 765 code for a protein of 254 amino acids. Lineage: Eukaryota; Fungi; Ascomycota; Dothideomycetes; Pleosporales; Pleosporaceae. The record is from RefSeq and is a predicted model, not a curated record.